Messenger RNA from Erpetoichthys calabaricus (reedfish), 4166 nucleotides. It is a transcript of the gene ppp4r1l, whose product is annotated as protein phosphatase 4, regulatory subunit 1-like. The record is from RefSeq and is a predicted model, not a curated record. Gene Ontology annotation, molecular function: protein phosphatase regulator activity; protein binding. The transcript has 20 exons. Bases 155 to 2893 code for a protein of 912 amino acids. NCBI's taxonomy places the organism in Eukaryota, Metazoa, Chordata, Cladistia, Polypteriformes, Polypteridae. Gene Ontology annotation, biological process: protein dephosphorylation.
AGCUGCUGCUUUUCCUUCAGGUUUUUUUUUUCAUAAGGCCUACACUGAUGUACAUUGGCUUCCACUGAGAGGUUUUACAAAUACAACGUACAUUUCAAAGGGGUUGUUCGUGCGUAAAGUGCCGUCUACUCCCUGCCGUGCAGUUGGAGCCAAGAUGGCAGGGCUGUCCUACUUUGAGGAUGCACAUGAUGACCUAGAUGACUUUGGGUUUGAUGACUAUGGAGGAGAAUGUGAUGGCAUUAGAAUUACAGCUUUUCUGGAUGCUGGCCAGGAUAAUCUGACUCCUUUGGGUCGACUGGAAAAAUAUGCCUUCAGUGAAAAUGUAUUCAAUAGACAGAUAGUGGCACGUGGACUUCUAGAUGUCCUGCGUGAAUUUAGUGACAAUGAGAAUGAUUUCCUCACAGUUAUGGAAACAGUGUCUCGGAUGUCAGAAGACUGUGAGCCUACAGUUCGAGCAGAACUCAUGGAGCAACUCCCCAAUAUUGCCAUGUUUCUGCAUGAGAGCCGACCAAAUUUCCCAGUAGCAUUCUCACGAUAUCUUGUACCAAUUGUUGUUCGUUACCUCACAGAUCCAAAUAACCAGGUGCGAAAGACCAGCCAGGCAGCUUUGCUUGUUCUCCUAGAACAGGGUGUCAUUAAUAAGCGAGAUGUUGAGUCUAAGGUUUGCCCGGUGCUUUUAGAACUGACCACUCCAAACAGUGACGAUGACUAUAAAAUUGAAGCUGUGGCAAUCAUGUGCAAGCUUGUGUCCAUGCUAACAAGGGACACGGUGGAGUAUCUGCUGCUGCGACGUUUCUGUGAUCUCUGCAGUGAUAGCCGACUCUUUCAGGUUCGCAAGGUCUGUGCAUCUAAUUUUGGAGACUUCUGUACAAUCGUGGGACAGGAUGCCACUGAAAAACUUCUGAUUGCCAAAUUCUUUGAGCUAUGCUCGGACACUGUAUGGGGAGUACGUAAAGCCUGUGCAGAGUGCUUCAUGACGGUGUCCAACUGCGCGUCUGCCGAGGUGCGGCGUACAAAACUUUCUCCUCUGUUCAUCAAUCUCAUCAGUGACCCUUCACGCUGGGUCAGACAGGCAGCAUUUCAGUCCCUUGGGCGAUUCAUUUCGACCUUUGCCAGUUCUGCUGCCUCUGGGCUACCAUUUAAGGAGCAAGGUGCCCUUUGUGAGAUUGCUAAAUGCAGUUCAGACUUGUCUAGGUGCAACAAUCUUAGAGAAUUGUCAGACACUCGAGACUCCCAAAAACCUCCAUGUAUGUCUGGAAACUGCACUGAUGCUGCCUCUCUAUCUGCUGAUAGCUGUCAUGCCCCUAAAGAUUGUGUUACCACUGUAUUAUGUAACCAGGGAGCAGUAUCAGCAAAUACUGUAGAACUGCCCUUGAAAGAGGCCCAGAAGAUUGAUUGUUCAGAUAUUUCAGAGGACAGCUACAGUACCUUCAAUUACUGGAGACCACUACUUCCAGAUAUCAGCCUGGAAUUGGAACAAAUGCAAAGAGAGAAGGAAGACGUUGAUGAACAAAGUAGGAAACCUGAGGACCCAGCCACCAGUGCCAUUCAGAAAGUGCUGGAGAGUCUUCAGCAUCGAAUGGAUGACCCAGAUGUGCUUGCACAGGUCCAGGUCCUUUCUGCUGCCCUCAAAGUAUCCAAACUAGAAUCUGAAAUAGAAGAGGAGGAGGAAGAAGAAAAUGAGCUUCUACAGAAAGUUGAUAAGGGAUCACUUGACAUGUCUGUAUCUCCGCUACAAGAGGGAAAAGAGGAAUCAAUUAUGGAACCCAUAGUGCAAGAUGAAGACCAUCAUGCUUCUGAACAGACUUCUUCCAGGGAUUCUGACCUACUGAUUGAAAAUGCGCAGGAGAUGGCAAAGGAUCCAGAUCUGCUAUUUGAUGAGGAGAAGACAAAAGUUCAGGAUGUUAUUCCACAGCAGCUCCUUGACCAGUACCUGUCAAUGACUGAUCCAGCACGAGCACAGACAGUGGAUACGGAGAUUGCCAAACACUGUGCCUUUAGCCUUCCAGGCGUAGCUUUGACUCUGGGCCGGCAAAAUUGGCACUGCCUCAAGGGCACCUACGAAACUCUUGCCACUGAUGUCCAGUGGAAGGUUCGCCGAACUUUAGCAUUUUCAAUCCACGAGUUAGCAGUGAUACUAGGUGAUCAGUUGACUGCGGCUGACCUGGUGCCCAUCUUCAAUGGCUUUUUGAAAGACCUUGAUGAAGUGCGAAUUGGAGUCUUAAAGCAUCUCUAUGAUUUCUUGAAGCUUCUUCAUGCAGAUAAGAGGCGUGAGUAUCUUUUUCAGCUUCAAGAGUUCAUGGUGACAGACAACAGCCGUAACUGGAGGUUCAGAUAUGAGCUGGCUGAGCAGCUAAUCCUCAUUGUGGAGCUAUAUAGUCACAACGAUGUUUAUGACUACCUACGGCAGAUUGCACUAACACUCUGCUCUGACAAGGUGGCACAAGUGCGAUGGAUCUCGUACAAGCUAGUUGUAGAAAUUCUGCGCAAAUUCUACUUGAGUGCGGCAGAUGAGCUGGGCUUGAACUUCAUCAAUGAACUCAUUGUCCGAUUCUGCCACUCUCCCAAGUGGGUGGGAAGGCAAGCAUUUGCUUUCAUUUGCCAGGCUGUAGUAGAAGAGGACUUCAUGCCAAUGGACCAGUUUUCUCAGAAUUUGCUUCCUAGUCUCCUUGGGCUUUCUGCAGAUCCAGUAGCAAAUGUCAGAGUGCUUGUUGCAAAGGCCCUUCGACAAACUGUGCUGGAGAAAGCUUAUUUCAAGGAGGCAAAUGGACCCCAUUAUGAAGCUAUAGAGGAAACUGUAAUAACACUGCAGUCAGACAGAGACCGGGAUGUGCGCUACUUUGCCACACUGGAACCCUCAAAAAAUGCCAUGGAUACCUUUGCCUUAAUUUGAAUGUGACUCCCUGUAUUUCAAACAAAUAAGAAUGGCUUCUAUACUUUCUUGGACAUCCAUACCACUGAUCAGCCACUAUAGACAUUCCUUGCAUUGUGUGAGUGGAUGAAUCCUUUGCGCAUUGCAUUAGCAUUUCCCUAAAAGCUGUGUUUUUUAAAUGAAUAAAAAAUGGUGCUGGUAGCAAAGCAAUCAAAUAAUACCCAUCACAACUUCUGUAAGCUGCAUUGUUGAAGCUUGUGAUGGUGGACUCUAAAAAAUACUCAGGGUAAUCAGGCACCAGCUAGGACAUUAGAGGACAAAAUGUGGAGAUAAAAUGGUGCACUUGCCAACACACUAGAUGGGGAUGGUCAAAAUGGAGCUGAAUUGGAGUUCCCUCAGGAGGUGAAAGAGCCUCUCCCAGUAUUUGAGAUAGUUUCGUAACAGUUUUAUCUCAUUUCCCAAGUGCUUCAGUGGCCCAAAUGGACUCCCGGGCUGUCAUGAUCUCUGCAUUUCUUAAUCGGAAAUAUAAUUUUUAUAACGUUUCUACUUCAACUUAGUUUCUUGCAUGGAGGACUGGGGUGUGAGAGAGAGUUCAAUUUCUGCUCCAGAGGUAACAUCUAGCUGGGUGUUUUUGCCAGUUUGGUUGGAGGGGAGGUUAGUUCACACAUCCAGCUCAUUACUGUGUGUUCCCUAGCCUCAGUGAUUCUCUUCGUUUUAAAGAGGAAGCUGCCAGGACAUUUUCACAGUUGAAUCCUCUGAUAUGCAAAUGAAAGGCGUGGUUGUGUAACCAGCUCGCUCCACGCUUCCCUCAGGGUCCUACGGACUUGCUAGGGGUUUUUUUUUUUUUUGUUUUUGUUUUGUUUUUUUUUUUUGUUUUAGAAAUAUUUAUAAAUUUUAUGAAGAGUUUAAUUUUUAUUAUGACAUUUGUUUAUCUGAAAAUCUUUGUACAUAAUUUUGCUGCUUUAAAGAUUUCUCUGAUGUAAACGUGUGAUUAGUAAAAAAAAAAAAACUUGUGGUAAUCCGUGCCAAUGAUAAGGCACUCCUUGUGAUAACUCAAAUUCAGAAAGAUGUAUAAAGCUGCACAUUUAUAACAGAAACAGCCAAUAUAAAUGUCUUUUAUUUCCAAGGUCAAAUACUAUUCAGCAAAAAAUGAGAACUAGACAGAAUGUGUAUUUUGAAAUGAAGGAAAAUGGCAAUAGUGUGAUUUUGAGUUAAUUGAUUCUAGCUAUUCAUGUGAUCAGAACUGACAAGAGAUCCAAACAACAUUCAGUACAUACACUGCAUCCGGAAAGUA